GCGCGCUCACUCGCACUCACACCCGGGCGCAGGAGGCGGGCGGCCCGGGCCCCCCACCGGCCCCCGAUGGACGCCCCCGCCACGGGGCGCUGAGACCCCCCACGCCCGGUCCCGCGCGCCACGCCGAGGGCCCCCUGGACAGGACCAGAUUCCUCCGAAGCGCCCGCCCCGCCCAGGAUCACCCCCUCCUCUCGCCUGCCACCCAGCCCUACCACCUGCCACUUCCUCCCUGGCCCCUCUCACCGCCCAAUCCCCCUUUGGGGCACAGGGUACGGUGUGACUGGCCACGCGUUGAGACGGGUGUCAUGGGUGCUGUGCCCUAGGCCUGGGUGGCAGGGGUUGGGCGGCCUGUGGGUGUGCCCACCCGUCUCGGCGUGCUGGAGGGCAUCUUGGAUGGAAUUGAAGUGAAUGGAACAGAAGCCAAGCAAGGUGGAGUGUGGGUCAGACGCAGAGGAGAGCAGUGCCAGGUCACCAGAUGGAAAGCGGAAAAGAAAGAACGGCCAAUGUUCCCUGAAAACCAGCAUGUCAGGGUAUAUCCCUAGUUACCUGGACAAAGACGAGCAGUGUGUCGUGUGUGGGGACAAGGCAACCGGUUAUCACUACCGCUGCAUUACCUGUGAGGGCUGCAAGGGUUUCUUCCGGCGCACAAUCCAGAAGAACCUCCAUCCCACCUACUCAUGCAAGUAUGAUAGUUGCUGCGUCAUCGACAAGAUCACACGCAAUCAGUGCCAGCUCUGCCGCUUCAAGAAGUGCAUCGCUGUGGGGAUGGCCAUGGACCUGGUUUUAGAUGACUCAAAGCGCGUGGCCAAGCGCAAACUGAUUGAACAGAAUCGGGAGCGGCGCCGCAAGGAGGAAAUGUUCCGCUCCCUGCAGCAGCGCCCAGAGCCCACUCCCGAAGAGUGGGACCUGAUCCACGUGGCCACCGAGGCCCAUCGCAGCACAAACGCCCAGGGUAGCCACUGGAAGCAGAGGCGUAAAUUCCUGCCCGAUGACAUUGGCCAGUCGCCCAUCGUCUCCAUGCCGGACGGAGACAAGGUGGACCUCGAGGCCUUCAGCGAGUUCACCAAGAUCAUCACCCCAGCCAUCACCCGCGUGGUGGACUUUGCCAAAAAACUGCCCAUGUUCUCCGAGCUGCCUUGCGAAGACCAGAUCAUCCUCCUGAAGGGGUGCUGCAUGGAGAUCAUGUCGCUGCGGGCAGCAGUCCGCUAUGACCCUGAGAGCGACACCCUGACGCUCAGCGGGGAGAUGGCUGUCAAGCGAGAGCAGCUCAAGAAUGGCGGCCUGGGCGUGGUCUCCGACGCCAUCUUUGAACUGGGCAAGUCACUCUCUGCCUUUAACCUGGAUGACACGGAAGUGGCUCUGCUGCAGGCUGUGCUGCUAAUGUCAACAGACCGCUCGGGCCUGCUGUGCGUGGACAAGAUCGAGAAGAGUCAGGAGGCGUACCUGCUGGCGUUCGAGCACUACGUCAACCACCGCAAACACAACAUUCCGCACUUCUGGCCCAAGCUGCUGAUGAAGGAGAGAGAAGUGCAGAGUUCGAUUCUGUACAAGGGGGCAGCGGCGGAAGGCCGGCCGGGCGGGUCACUGGGCGUCCACCCGGAAGGACAGCAGCUUUUCGGAAUGCAUGUUGUUCAGGGUCCGCAGGUCCGGCAGCUUGAGCAGCAGCUUGGUGAAGCGGGAAGUCUCCAAGGGCCGGUUCUUCAGCACCAAGGCCCGAAGAGCCCGCAACAGCGUCUCCUGGAGCUGCUCAACCGAUGCGGAGUUCUCCGUGCCCGAGCGGUCUGUGGGGAAGAAGACAACAAUGAGGCAGACACCCCCAGCUCCUCAGAUGAGGAGGAGGAAGAGGAAGAGGAGGAGGAGGAGGAGGAGGAAGCGGAGGUGGAAGAGGCCCAGGAGGAGCCCCAGGUCCUCGAGGAGCUGCCCCAGGUCUACGAGGAGCCCCCCCAGGUCUACGAGGAGCCGCUCAUGGUCUACGAAGAAGAGGACGAGGCUGCUGACGCUGAGGCAGCAGGCUGUGCUGCCUCUCCCUGAAGGCCCCGGGGGAGGCCAAAGAGGGGGAGCACCACCCCACUCCUUCCCAAGAUCUCUGCCCACACCCCCAGCAAACCCCCCCACCCAGCAGGAGAUGCCUAAAGGCUGGGAGUGGAACUCAGCUGAGCUGGUCACCUCCCAACCCGACAAGGUCCCUUUCCUGCCAGCUAUCCACAUGCCAUCGAGCCCCCCCUUGCUUUUCGCUCUAGUUCCCUCUGCCUGGGCCCCCCUUCCCUAACCCCUUUGCCUGACAGUCUCUUCCCGUCCCUAAAGCCCUGCCCACUCCACCCUCCACUCCUCCGCCUGCACCUCCUUUCCUUUCCCCAACUCCCCCAGGCAGAAAUAGUCCUUUGCUUCCAAAGCCUUCAUUCCUGCUUCCACUGUGACACUUAUCUCACUGUUUUCUCUUUAGUGUCGUAUGAGUCUGUCUCCCCAGCUAGACUGUGUCUGAAUCAUGUCUGUAUCCCCAGUGCCCAGUGUGGGCCUGGCAUAGAGUAGGUCCUCCAUAAAAGGUGUUGAAUCCAA
Molecule: messenger RNA, 2556 nt
Organism: Suncus etruscus (white-toothed pygmy shrew)
Lineage: Eukaryota; Metazoa; Chordata; Mammalia; Eulipotyphla; Soricidae
Gene: THRA
Product: thyroid hormone receptor alpha
Exons: 10
Coding region: 409-2031 (540 amino acids)
Biological process (GO): cell differentiation; thyroid hormone receptor signaling pathway; retinoic acid receptor signaling pathway
Molecular function (GO): zinc ion binding; RNA polymerase II cis-regulatory region sequence-specific DNA binding; nuclear receptor activity
Source: RefSeq, a predicted model, not a curated record